Molecule: messenger RNA, 405 nt
Organism: Acaulospora colombiana
Lineage: Eukaryota; Fungi; Glomeromycota; Glomeromycetes; Diversisporales; Acaulosporaceae
Source: the annotation of a GenBank genome assembly
AUGGAUACAAGGAGUGAAUCGAAAGAUAAUGAAAUGGAAACGAUGCCGAAGAUUGAUCGCACGUCUUCCCUGAUUAGCGACGGUAUGGAUAUCGAUCAGGAUCAGUCUCUCAAACCAACUUCCGAGCGAUUUUCGGAAUCAUCGCCGAAAAAGCGCGGGAAGCGGAAGAUUUUAAAGAAAAAAACGUACAUGAAUGCGGCAGGAUUUUUAGUAAGCGAGGACGUGUACGAGUGGGAGUCAUUUUCUGAGGAUGAACUUGUUCCGAAGCAGAAUGUCACGAAUGAAAAGUCUAAAAGAGUUAAACUUGAAUCGCCGAGCACCAAGAAUGGCGCUAAUAAGCGGGCAAAGAAAAAGGAAGAACUUUCAUCUCAAAAAAGUUUAUUGAAUUUCUUUGGAAAGGCUUAA